This is a messenger RNA of Folsomia candida, 2586 nucleotides long. RefSeq lists its product as uncharacterized. The record is from RefSeq and is a predicted model, not a curated record. NCBI's taxonomy places the organism in Eukaryota, Metazoa, Arthropoda, Collembola, Entomobryomorpha, Isotomidae. The coding region runs from base 663 to 1157 and encodes 164 amino acids. The transcript has 4 exons.
UCACUUAUCUGAAUCAUUGCGUUGCGCUGGUUGGAAAGUGAAUAUAUAACACUCACGAGCUCGUCCUAGUCUCACUCUCAACCCAACUCGAAACCUAAGACAAGCUCAACCAUACAUACAUAUUCAGAGAAAAUCUCAACUUGUACCUUCAGACCUAGAAAUUUAUUAUUUCCACUCCAAUAGCCUUGACUUGCAUUUGAAUUGUCAGAGAUAAAACCGAAAGUGAGCCGGUAGAAAAGAACAAGUAACGCGGAAAAGUAUCAAAAUUGUUGUCGAAUUGCUUAAGAGAUAUAUAAACGUUUGGAUUUCAGGAGAAAUUUCUGCAAAAGUUGACAGUGACAGUGAAAUAUUCUAAAACUGAAAUAUAUUUGACAUUAAGCUUUCGUCAAGAACCGAUUACGUUUGUGACGCACACAAGGAUUUUGCAGUCUUAGAAAUUUAAAGAAACGUCUUAUCUCAGUUGCCUCAAGUUAAACCUGGGCUUAAGGUCGAUCAAUACCUACAUUUGAAACAAAGAAGGAAAUUGAAUAGCCAAGUGGAACCACACAAAAUUUAGUUAAAUCAAAGUAUUUCAAAGCGUGAGACGUUUGUGCAAGAUUGUACAUUGGAACAUUAUUCAACCCCAACACACACCUGUAAGCUCGUGAAACACUUUAGACAAGAUGCAUAAACUAGGAACAACGCUCUGUGUCAUCCUCGUCGUCUUAAUUGCAACCUUCAGCACCUCUGUAUCUGGAAGGCCAACGGACAAGCUAAUUAGACACAAAAGGCAAAGUGACCAACGUCUGGCGGAACUCGAAACCUUAUUGGCGCUGCAGAAAUAUCGUCAUCAUCGACUUCGACCAGAGCACAAAGGUUCUCAGCCUGGUUAUGGUGUCAUCGAUUUUAAUACAAUAGGGCGAAGGAAGAAGUCAACACGUUUCUCUCCCGGGGAAAGGAGCUUAGAUCACGACAUCCGAGAAGACUCUAUCAAUCAGGCAGCCAAAAAUCUGAGCGACGACCUAGAGUCCCCAGUUGCCGAUGUUGCUGAUCCUACUCUUAAUGAGAAAAUAGAUAACCUAUUGGGCAUCAAGUCCUUACUGGAUCAGCAAAGCCAGGAGAAAGUGAACAUCGAGGAGGCCCCGCAAAGGCUGGAUGAUUUUGCUGAGAAAAAAUAAGAAACUGAACUUUUGACCUUUGGGCCAAGAGAAAAUACUUGGAAAUUUUUGUUGGCAUUAUUUGACUUGAAGUCUUCGGUUUAUUUUACGUCGCUCCUUCUGGCCGUGUAUCUUGCUUCCCUCCUGGCUGCUUGAUUCCUGUAUGACGCAGAAAAUAUGUUCGCCCACCAUUUCUCCUCUUUUGAUGAGGUCGGGCCGUUUAUUGCAAAAGGGAACGCCGGAGUUUCUUAAUAAAUAGAACUUUAUGCAAGAUAUAUCAACAAUGUAACAAAACCUCAAAUUGGAAUGUUCCACCCACCCGUGAGCUAUAUCUAUAAAGCCGCGUUGAGCACAACAACGUCUUAUGUACCAACAAUUUGAGGAAUUUACAACAACUCCACCGUUCAUUUAUUUGCCACUUCACUCAGUUUUAGCUAUUCUAUUGAGAAUUCAAACCGUUGAACCACUGGGGAUACUUGUAGAACCAGAAAAUUAUCGUUUCGCUUAAACUUUGUACACUUUAGCAUUCCUGUUUCGGUUUAAAUUGAAUGUUCAAGGAAGUAAAUUGAGCAUGAGGAUAAGAAGAAAAGCAAGCUUUCUUUGUAAUUCAAUAUGUAGGAGAAAGUGAUCCUUUCACGUUUAGGCAACACACUUUAGAUCAGAAAAUGUAGCUGUACGUUGACUUAUUUAUGAAGGAGAUUGCUACCUGAGGGUCACAGUGAAUGUAACACAUACCUCCAACCAACAAACUAUAACUUUAAGAAUAGUAAACCUUUGAUCGUUUAAGAAAGAAUAUGUUGAGAUACUCGAAGAAAAAUCCAUGUUUGUCGAUACCUAGAUAGACCAGGGAGAGAGAAUGUUUGUGAUUUAAUGCAAUACGUAUAUAGUGGGUGUAUUGUAGGUGGUUAGCAAUCAAUAGUAAUAUAUCAGCAUAAAUUGCAUGUGGAGGAACUAGUAUUAUCACAAAAAUCGAAUUAUUUAUUAUAGAAUGAACAAAGAAUUGCGACAAAGUUGAAAAAAACUACAGAUAUUUGUGGUUUAAUAAGUUACUAAUUAGUUUCAAGUUUCAUGAAGUACAUUGUUAUGUAGUUAGAGUCAAAUGUUAUGAUAAAAUACAUAUGUAUAACCCACUGUCUUGUAAAUAAUGAUCUCAUUAGAAAAUAGUCAAUACUGAUAUCAAAUAAAGUAGCAAAACAUUUAGAGCACUACUAAACGAUUUAUUAUUUGAAAAUCUCAAUUUGAUUUGAUUUCAACAUUUUAUGUUUUAUACCCAAUAUGUUUACUUGAUGUACAACAUUAUUAACUUAUACAUACAUUUAAUCCUAAGUAGUGUAUUAGACCUUCAAAUUAUUUUAUUCGAAAUAUACGUGUAGGAUGGUACAUAAUUUGGAUACCGUCUUUAUGUAAUUGUUGAUCAUACAUUUUAAAAUAAAAAUAACACGAAAAAAAA